Phytophthora nicotianae INRA-310 is the source of this 363-nucleotide messenger RNA. RefSeq lists its product as hypothetical. The record is from RefSeq and is a predicted model, not a curated record. The transcript has a single exon. Lineage: Eukaryota; Oomycota; Peronosporomycetes; Peronosporales; Peronosporaceae. The annotation marks the transcript as partial.
AUGCGUGUUACUCGUUGGGCACUGCUCGUCGCGGCGCUGGCCGUUUCCGUGUACGCCAAAGAUGCUGCCCCAGUCAAAAACGACGGAGAGUGCGUAGCGCCAUCCGUCGUGGAGAAUUUUGAGUCGAAGAUCGCAGGCUUGAAGCAAUCCAACUCCGAGCUGCAACUCCAAGUCGAUGCCUAUGGCAAGGAGAAGACGAAGCUGCUGUCUGGUGUAGCCAAGGAGCAUGAAGCAGUCGUGUUGAAGCUGCAGGACGAGAUUGCAGCGCUCGAAAAGGACGUGGCCAUCGAAAAAAAGGCCGUGGAAAAGUCCGACGCUGAGCUCAAGAGCGCACUGGACAAGCUGGCCACAGAGCGAACUGCA